Messenger RNA from Durusdinium trenchii, 1467 nucleotides. The record is from the annotation of a GenBank genome assembly. Lineage: Eukaryota; Dinophyceae; Suessiales; Symbiodiniaceae.
AUGCUGUUCGAAUUCGUCUGUGGCUACUUGCCCUUCGGGACUAACCUCGUCGAACCGCGCCAGGUCUGCUCGGCGGUGCUGCGCGGAAAGCUCAAGUUCCCCUCGGCCUACAAGGACGAGAUUGGGCGAGAUCUCAUCAAGGGCCUUUUGACACAGCCCGUGCUGAAGCGUUUGGGUGCCGGCGUGAACGGCCUGCAGGAUGUCUUCAAGCAUCCCUUUUUCGAGAUCCCAGGCCAAGCGAGCAUGUUCGACAAGCUCUUGGGACGAGAACUGGAGCCUCCCACGGACCAGAAGCGGCCCCACGGCUACUCGAAGGUGCGAACGACGUCCGUCGACGUCGGUGGGUUCCAGUCUCGGGCCGUCUCGUUGGUGUCGAGCUCGCGGCGCAUUCAGCUUCAGCUGAGCUCGGAUCGUCAGGAGCAGUUCGAGCUCUUUGAACAUCCCUUUUCCAAGGAGCCAGGUCAUGGGCCGGAGGUGGUGAAGCAGAACGGCUUCUUUUGCGACGCCACGGUCGGCGGCAUUCCACCACAGGUGCUGAGUGAUGAGCGAUUGGCACGUUUGCUGCAAGAGCAAAGCCCCACCACAGUGGCAGAGAGCCCGGUGGAGGCAUCGCACCAAGCGACGGCCAUCCAUGCCUAUGUGCAUGAGGACGAAGAGUUGGCACGGCUCCUACAAGCGGAGGAGGAUGACACCCGCACGGCGAGCCAUAGCACCGCGCCGCCGCGCAGGCGCCAUGGACACGAUCCUCGAGGCGGCACCAGUGCCUGGCCGCUCCUCCUGAGCGUCCUCAGCAGCGGCGCCUGCUUCGGCGGCUGCGCCGGGCUCCAGAUGGCUGCCUCUUUCAAUUGCGGGCAGACGGCGCUGUGGAUUUGCAGCUUGGGCGGGGCCGUCGUCGGACACUUGGCGAGCAACGACACGGUGCCCUUCCAGGGUCGCGUGCAUCAAGCGCAGGAGCCGCGCGACUCGGACUCCGAUUCGGAGGACGACUCCUUCUGUCGAGGUCUGGAUCAUGAGGUCAUCGAAGGUCAUACGAUUGGUCACACCUUCCACAGUACCAGCACUGGCCGUCGCGAGGCCGGCAACGUGGAGCACUUGAAGUGCAUGGUUUGCAUGGAGGAGUUUGUCGAGGGUGACACCUUGCGCAGCCUGCCUUGCUUGCACAGGUAUCACCAGCACUGUAUCGACCAAUGGCUCGCACGAAGCGCCGAGUGUCCAAUUUGUAAGCAGAAUAUCACUGCUCCCCAACGAGUGCAGCCAGCGAACACAGCUGCCACGGGGAAUGGCCUCACCAGGAUGCUCCGGUGGCGCUAGGCCGCUAGGCCAAUCGGAAGAUCGGAGAUGCAAAAAUCAUCCACGUCACUCCGCAUGGGAUCCUGGCGGGGGAGCCGCCAGCGGCUUGCCGCUGGCCGUGGUGAGAGCGCGUCAGCUGUUUCACAAUGUAUUGCAGGCAUACUCGCUCAUUCACUC